Yarrowia lipolytica CLIB122 is the source of this 1026-nucleotide messenger RNA. The record is from the annotation of a RefSeq genome assembly. NCBI's taxonomy places the organism in Eukaryota, Fungi, Ascomycota, Dipodascomycetes, Dipodascales.
AUGAUAAUAAAUAUCGUAGAAAUUUUAAUAUUUUUAGUUUGUGUGUUAUUUAGUGUUGCUUACUUAACUGUAGCCGAAAGAAAGACAUUAGCAUAUAUGCAAAGAAGAUUAGGUCCAAACUUUGUGGGUUACUAUGGACUUCUUCAAGCAUUCGCAGACGCGGUAAAACUAUUAUUAAAAGAAAUAGUUUUACCAAAAGAAUCAAAUUAUAUAAUUUUAGUUAUUAGUCCUUUAAUUACUUUAAUUACAGCCUUAAUAGGUUGAGUAGUUAUACCACUAGGUCCAGGUAUAACUUUAGGUGAAUUAAAUUUAGGUAUUUUAUUUAGUUUAGCUAUAGGAUCAUUAGGUGUAUUUGGUUCAUUAUUAAGUGGUUGAUCAUCUAAUAGUAAAUAUUCAUUAUUAGGUUCAAUUAGAUCAACAGCUCAAUUAAUAUCAUAUGAGUUAAUAUUAACAUCUAUUUUCAUUAUAAUUAUAAUGUUCGUUAGUUCUUUAAAUAUUACUACUAUAAUUGAAACACAAAGAGUUGUAUGAUAUUGUAUCCCAUUAUUACCUCUAUUAUUAAUAUUCUUUAUAGCUUCAGUUGCAGAAACAGCUAGACCUCCUUUUGAUUUAACAGAAUCUGAGUCUGAAUUAGUUGCUGGUUAUUUUACUGAAUAUUCAGGUAGUCCAUUUGUAUUCUUCUUCUUAGCAGAGUAUUCAAAUAUUAUCUUAAUUAGUGCUUUUAAUGGUUAUUUAUUAUUAGGUGGUUACUUAUCAUUUAACUAUAGUUACUUAUUCAAUAUAUUAUUUAACGAUUAUAGUUAUGUUUCUUUCUUAUUUGAAGGUUUAAUUAAUUCAUCAGCUUAUGCUAUCAAAUUAGUAUUCUUAAUGUUCUCAUUUAUUUGAGUUAGAGCAGCUUUCCCAAGAUUUACUUAUGAUAAUUUAAUUAACUUCUGUUGAAUAAUAUUAUUACCUUUAUUAUUUGGUAUAUUCUUAAUAAUACCAUCUACAUUAUAUAUAUUUGAUAGUUUCCCUACAUUAAUAUAA